AACAGUGAAAGGCAGCAGUCCUCCUAUUGGCGACCGGGUGGUGAUGUCAUUACACCGCGACUGCGAACCCUACGUCCCCCGGAGAAGAACAGCUGGCUUCUUGCAACGGGACCGGCUGUGGCUUCUGCGCUCUUGACCUGCAGCUGUCGCAGGUGUCAGCUGACAGCGUAAGGCGCCGGGCGGGUCCGGCUGCAGCGGCUAGGUAAACUGAGGCUAGAGCAGCGCGGGAGGGAGAGGAACCAGGCAUUGAGAAACCGAGCAGCCCACCUCGGUUCACGGAGAGUGGAGGUCGGCAGGGUCGUGCAUGCGGCCCUGCGCCUGAGGCUGCCCGUUCCUGUGCUGUUUGCUAAGGGACACUUGUCCUGUAGGACACCAGCGCCACCUUGCCAGGUGACUUUACCUCGUGAAGCCUUAGAGCUGCGUUCUGUUCAGUGGUGUUGAUGCUGAGCUCUGGUAAAAGGUUGUUCUCAGCUCUGCUGCACGUUCAGAAGAGGCCCUGUCAGCCUUCGAGAGCGAUGAGACUGGUACAGUUCCAGACACCCCACCUGGAGGAGCCUCACCUGGGCCUGGAGUCGGGGAUUGGAGGGGGAGUCGUAGACCUAAACACCUUUGACCCCACACUCCCCAAGACAAUGCUGCAGUUCCUGGAGCAGGGAGAGACUACCCUCUCAGUGGCAAGAAGAGCCCUGGCUACCCAGUUGCCAGUCCUCCCUCGGUCACAGGUGACCUUCCUGGCCCCUGUCACCCGGCCAGACAAGGUGGUAUGUGUGGGCAUGAAUUAUGCAGAUCACUGCAAAGAACAGAAUGUGCGGGUGCCCAAGGAGCCCAUCAUCUUCAGCAAGUUCUCCAGUUCUAUUGUGGGGCCCUACGAUGAGAUCAUCCUCCCACCAGAGAGCAAGGAGGUGGACUGGGAGGUGGAACUGGCUGUGAUCAUUGGAAAGAAAGGCAAGCACAUCAAGGCCACAGAUGCCAUGGCUCACGUGGCUGGCUUCACUGUGGCUCAUGAUGUGAGUGCCCGGGACUGGCAGAUGAGACGCAAUGGAAAGCAGUGGUUACUGGGAAAAACUUUUGAUACUUUCUGCCCCCUGGGCCCUGCCUUGGUUACCAGGGACAGCAUAACAGACCCACAUAAUCUAAAGAUCUUCUGCCGCGUGAAUGGGGAGGUAGUCCAGAGCAGCAGCACCAACCAGAUGGUAUUCAAGACUGAAGAGCUGAUAGCCUGGGUCUCCCAGUUUGUCACUCUUUAUCCAGGGGACAUCAUCCUGACCGGGACUCCUCCAGGUGUCGGUGUGUUUAGGAAGCCUCCUGUCUUUCUCAAGAAGGGGGAUGAAGUCCAGUGUGAGAUUGAAGAAAUUGGUGUCAUUGUCAACAAGGUGGUGUGAUGGUAUCCCUGUGAGCACUGGACUUGACACAAGGUGGGACUCUUGCUCCCACGAAGUUCACUGCUGGCCCUGCCCACUUGAGGUGCUCCUAGGUAGGCCUUGGAAAUAAAUUUUCUCUGAGUUGCA
Molecule: messenger RNA, 1508 nt
Organism: Microtus oregoni (creeping vole)
Lineage: Eukaryota; Metazoa; Chordata; Mammalia; Rodentia; Cricetidae
Product: fumarylacetoacetate hydrolase domain-containing protein 2A
Exons: 8
Coding region: 441-1382 (313 amino acids)
Molecular function (GO): hydro-lyase activity
Source: RefSeq, a predicted model, not a curated record